Molecule: messenger RNA, 5377 nt
Organism: Epinephelus moara (kelp grouper)
Lineage: Eukaryota; Metazoa; Chordata; Actinopteri; Perciformes; Serranidae
Gene: lin7a
Product: lin-7 homolog A (C. elegans)
Exons: 6
Coding region: 48-701 (217 amino acids)
Biological process (GO): neurotransmitter secretion; maintenance of epithelial cell apical/basal polarity; protein localization to basolateral plasma membrane
Cellular component (GO): MPP7-DLG1-LIN7 complex; basolateral plasma membrane; cell-cell junction
Molecular function (GO): L27 domain binding
Source: RefSeq, a predicted model, not a curated record
CAGCUCUGUAGCUCUGUAGUCUCUCCAGUCUCCAGUAAACAGCAGUCAUGGCGACAGUGGUCCAACCGCUCUCUCUGGAUCGAGAUGUUGCCAGGGCUAUCGAGCUGCUGGAGAAGCUGCAGGAGUCGGGUGACGUGCCCGGUCACAAGCUCCAGUCUCUGAAGAAGGUCCUUCAGAGCGAGUUCUGCACAGCCAUCAGAGAGGUGUACCAGUACAUGCAUGAAACCAUUACAGUGAAUGGCUGUCCAGAGUACCAGGCGAGGGCCACAGCUAAGGCCACAGUUGCAGCCUUCGCAGCCAGUGAAGGUCACUCCCAUCCGCGGGUGGUGGAGCUACCUAAGACGGAGGAAGGACUGGGUUUCAAUGUGAUGGGCGGUAAGGAGCAGAACUCACCUAUCUACAUCUCCCGCAUCAUCCCCGGAGGCGUAGCCGAGAGGCACGGCGGCCUAAAGCGAGGGGAUCAGCUCCUUUCUGUCAAUGGCGUGAGCGUGGAAGGCGAGCACCACGAGAAAGCAGUGGAGCUGCUGAAGGCGGCCAAGGACAGUGUGAAGCUGGUGGUUCGCUACACCCCCAAAGUGCUGGAGGAGAUGGAGGCUCGCUUCGAGAAGCUCCGCACGGCCCGGCGGCGCCAGCAGCAGCAGCUCCUCAUGCAGCAGCAACAACAGCAGAACCUGGCCUCGCAGCAGAACCACAUGUCGUAGGUUGUUCCAAAAGAAGAAGAAGUGAAGGAGAGCGAAGAGGUGGAUCUCAAAGGCCGCCUGUUCAUUGUUGAAGAUCCCAAAGGAAUCUCUCCGUCGUGGAGGAAACCAACAAGUGGAAGACUCUUUUACUUAACUCUCUCCCUUCCAGUGUACCACCGAUUACUGAGCAAAAACAAAGAGAGCCGUUUGUCCCGAAAUUGGUGCUUCGAAAAACAAGUAUGAGGGAGGCUAGCACUGAACGUCGUCCAUUUUAACUUUGUAUUCCCUUUUAUAAGUUGUUCUCCCCCGCGGUUGUGACUCUUAUUGAUUCUCCCCUUUAUCUUGUGUUUGUUGUUUUGUUUACAGUCAUCCAUUUUUGAUUGCUUACCAACAUCCAUUACACCGUUGUGGCACCUUUGCCAUUUUGCCAUAGAUAUCAUUUGUACAGUGGUGUUUCUAUUGAUUCUUCAACUGGUGCUCGUGUCUCUGUAUGAAUGACCAUCGGUUUCUUUCUGUGUGUGUCAAACUUGUCCUGUUUUGGAUAAACGUGAACUCUUUUUUACCUUCUAUAUUGUAGCAGGAGAAGAUUUUUGUAUCUUGUAGGUUUAGCAAUAACACACAUUCUUCAGUUUUUACAUUUCGCCACUAAAUUCAUGAUCGGAUCCAUGCAUUAUAUACAGAGUUUAGGGGAUAGGUGCACAUGUAAAUCACUGUAAAGCAAAACUGGGUCUUAUGUACUGUAAGGCAGCUUCUGUGUCCAAAUCUAUCCUCUGUGCCAUUUAAAGAGAUUAUUGAUUUACAGGUGGCAUGAAUAAUUAAUGUGCAAUAAUUAUUGACAGACUUUGUAAGCUACUCCCGACUGAGAUUUAUCCAGAAAUUAUAUGUCACCAAGAGAUUUUAACAAGGUUCAAAUCGACCCUCGGAAAUGUUAACUGUGUCCUGACAGACAAACAGAAUGUCACCAGUUUUCAUUUGAGCAGAGCGGGAAUUAAAAAUCAAAGAAUUACGUUUAUUUUUCAGACUUGUCUAUUUUAUAGUUCAUGAAAUCAGAGAUUUAACAUAAAGUUUUAUUGUUCCUUUUAAAUAUUAUAUGUUCUUUCUAAGACGUGCAGAUUAUUAUUAUUAUUAUUUAAAAAUCUAUUCAUUGUAUUAACAGCUGAAUACUAGCACAUGUAGAUCUGUUCCCUGCGUUUCUGUUCAGACAAUCAUUUUUGAGAAGUUAUGAGACUGAGUGGAAUGUUUCGCCUUCUUUUUUCCUCCGUACCUGUAAGGGAAAUCUGUUUUUAAGCUAAAGUGGUUAUCCUCCACGUUUACUUUUCUUUCCAUCUUCGGUGCUAAGCGCUCCUUGUUGUGUUUGUUUUGCACUUCACUUGCCGGAGAUCACUUCUUUUUGUCUCUGAUACCUUCUUGUUUUUUCUGACUUUUUUCAUUUUCUGUAGGUGGCGCUCUUUUCUUCGUUUAUUCAACCGUUCAGGCUUUACCUCUUUUUCUGCUUCUACUUGGCAUAAACAAAUCCCAGUGCUAUUAAAUCAAGGCUAGGACACGGUACAUGAUACAUGGAGUAUGACACAUGCCAGCCUUGUCUCAUGGAAAUACAUGAAAUGGACACAAAGUUCUAACAACUCAUCACAUGGUGGUGGGCACGACAUUCUAAAAUGAUGUGCUGGUAACAAGAAAACAAUGUCAACACAAAGUCAGUGAGGAUCUUUUCUUGUGGUAGAUACACAAAUUUAAGCCCCCCUUUGCUAAAUAAAAGUGUUUCUUUUGUAUAUGUCCCCUAAAAUGUCUGACCUUGACUAUACUGAGUUGUAUCAGUGCAAAGUUUGCCACUAGAGAGGUGUUUUCACAUUCCUCUACUGAAGGAGGCGACGUCUGUGUGCUUCCCUAAAAUCUGCUGGGCAAGCUAAAUUAGCUACGUCAUGAAUAUGAAAGCCUUUCUAAGCCGGUCUAAUACAGGAAACACAUAUCGACAGGGAACAGACUUUGACACAACAACGGCAACAAAACCUAAAAAACUUCCAGCUGUCAGCAAACUCAUCAGUACAGGGUCCGGAUUUAACGUUAGCAUAGCUAAAGUUUUGACAGCAAACAUGUUUGAAUGAGCGGUUUUUGGAUGUAAACUGAGUCCUGGAGCUUCCUUUCACUGUCAACCAAUAAACCCUACUGCAGCAGAUGUUAUUGUAUGUUUCAUAAACACUAACGCUCAGUCAGCCACCUCCAGUUAGCCUACAAGCUAACAAGCUAAGAAACAACAGAAAUAAGAUGCUAACUACACGUAGCAUCCUGAUACAUCUGCUAGUCACUAACUUUGGUGCACAACAGACUCCUCGUCUGAGUCUGAGUCUGACUGAGGCUCAAACAUUUAGGGCUAAAUCUCUCCAAUGUUUCCUGUAACGCUAAUAGUAGCCAUUUUGAUGCACAACAAUUCUCAUUGAGGGAGAAAGAGUAGAUCUGCUUCAGGCCCCUUUACAGAGUGUUUUUUUUACAUCACUACGUAAAGUAUGAAAGUUUAUGUCACUUAAUUCAGUGCGUAGAUAUUUUAACCAAAACCACGAUCAUUUCCUUAACGCAUUUGUUUGUUCUCUAAACAAAACCAGGUGUUUUCUCUCCCUAACCUAACUAAGACCGUUCUUAAUAGACUUUGCAUUGGCAUUGUUUUCACGCAGCACAUCUCAUGCCCACCACCACUUAAUGCCUUGUUAAGAGGUUGUGUCCAUUUCACAAUGUCUGUGAGACUGUGUUGCACAUGCACAAUCUAACUGCAGCAGAGAUGUUGGAGGGUUCUAGCAGAAAUAAAGGGAUGGUGCUGUUCAGGUGCUCUUUGGGUGCGCUCAGUCUGACAGAACUUUUUUCGAAUGGAUGGCGGCCAAUAUAAAAAGCAAAAGUUUUCAAAUAGAAACCUACAAUAAGGCUAUUGUUCCUAUGAGGAUGAAAAAUAGGGGAUUGCCCAUUGUUCUGACAGCCCAAAAGACCGAAGCCCCAUCAGUCUAAACCAUGUCCAUUUAGACAGCUUAUUUUUCCAACAGCCCAUUAUCCCAAAAACAAACACACAUUUGCAGUGUAUACAUCUGGAAACCAUAAAUGCAUUAUAUUUGUAGUUAGGUUUAGGUACAAAAAUGCUUUGUUAUGGUUAUGUUUUGGCUCAAACAUCCAAGUUUGGAGGCACCAGAAGUCACUGGAAAAGCAGGGACAGGUCGGUGAGAAACACCCAGAUUCGGUGGCUCAAAUUCAGCUGGGAAACUCUACGCGGGGUCAGUAGAAACACCUGGGAUUGGUGUAUUUUCGGAGAAACUGGACUCUGGGGCAAAUGCAAUGGACCUUUGUUGUUGGAAUAACACGCUAUUGUAGAAAUGGGCUUUCAGUCCAAUGGGACAUUUCUUGGACUAAUGGGGUUUUGGAAUUUUGGGCCGUUGGAAAAAUGGCAUGACACCAGAUAAAAAGACUUGAGUUUUAUUGCAAAUUGACAUUAAAUUUAAGGGUGUCUCACACCAAGUAAGUCCACUCAUGACUUGCAGAUUAAUAUAAUGACAUGGUCUGCUUUCCUCAUACCUUUAUUUUUUGUAUAAAAUAUAUCCUCCAGAGACCCAAACUUUUCUUUGGCUUGCAUUUUAAGUCCCAAUGUCCUCAAACAAGUUCUUCCUAAUUAACAGUGUCUUGUUACUGUUGCUAAAAUUUGUCAAAUUUGUUGCCAUAUCAAACUACAAACAUUAUUAAUCGUAGAUAAACAAGUUUCAACCAUAAAAUGUGAUCAGGUUUUGGACCUUGUCCACUUUUGUGUCAGGAUCGGCUGCAGACUGACUUGGCAGAGAUGGCUGCCAUCUUGUUUUUACAUGGAUUAGUGUAUUGUGCUCUUACUGCCACUAGAUGGCACAAAAUAGUGUCCACAAACGAGGACAACAGGUCUAAGUUAAGUAGAAUGAAGUAUAAGGUCAAGUAAAUCCAAAAUGUGAUGUCCUCAUAUGAGGACACAGGGUCUCAGGAGGAUAUUCUGACCCAAGGCCGGCAGCAGAUGCCUCAAUCAAACAAAUGAAUUGUCCCCAUGUUCUGUGACCGUGCGCCAGCUAUUGAGCGUCUCAGCAAGUGCAGACCAGAUUUUACUGCGCAUGUGUUAUACCCCAAUAAUAUGACGCGAUAUGACAUUGUUCCUCUUAGCCAGCUGCAUAAAUCCAAAACAUAACAUUACUUCCUAUAUGCCGGAGGAUUUUUAUUCCCCAGCUGUGUGUUAAGAACAGAGAAUGAUAAGCUGUCAUGAAGUUAUUAAGUUUUCAUGAAAAUGUUGCCGAUUAUUCCUUUAUGGAUUUACAGAAAAUGAUCAUCUCCAUCUUUAAUCCUGUAUGAUCUACAUCACAUCUAAUUGCACAAGUCCAGCAGAAUGAAAUCCAUGUGUCACGCUGCCAGAUAUUCCCAUUUCAUAAACAACCUGUGAGCACUGAGGUCACCUAAUGCCAGAUCUUUUGUAUUAGGUGACCUCUGGGCUCAGGGCUCAAAGGAUAUUCACUCACUCAUCAAGCAGAACAUCUCAAUACAACAGAUCCCUUUUUGUAUCUUUAAAUCACAGGUACUCUUUCUUAAUUGACUUACAUUUUUGAAGCUGAUGGUCCUGUACUUACCGUAAAGAUAAAAAAAGACAACAAACUGUUGAUAUGCAAUUGUUAUACAUACUAUAUUUGUAUAAAUAAAUCUAUGUGCUUGUGUAC